Messenger RNA from Eruca vesicaria subsp. sativa (arugula), 798 nucleotides. The record is from the annotation of a GenBank genome assembly. Lineage: Eukaryota; Viridiplantae; Streptophyta; Magnoliopsida; Brassicales; Brassicaceae.
AUGCAUCUCUCUUAUGUUGUCCUCGAUGUCACUUUAGUUCCAGACUCCUUUAAGGCGCUCAAAACUCUGCAUCUUCUAUCCAUACGGUACAAAGGCAAUGAUAAUGAAUCCUUUACAAGACUUUUAUCCAAAUGCCUUGUCCUUGAAGAUUUGCAAAUAGAGUACCAUGAUGCUACACAAACUUUUACUGUAGAGGUUCCUUCCUUACAAAGCUUAUCCAUCAUACGUUCACCAAGCCAAUGUUUUUGCUUGAAUACUCCGUCUUUGAAGCACUUGAGGAUUGAAGCGUGUAUUAUGAGAUUGUGCAACAUUCAAAAGAUGCCUCAAAUUGUAACAGCUGAUAUUAAUAACUUAAUACAAACCGAUCUGCGGGACAUUCCGGGGUCUCUCACAUCUGUUAAACAUCUCUCUUUAUGCUUGAUUGCUCCUCAAGGACAGAUCUUUAACCAGCUUCAUCAUCUAAGUUUUUGGACAUGUUAUCGAGAUUGGCCGAGUUAUCUCAAGUGGAUCAUAGAAGCUUCCCCUAAGCUACAAACUCUCAAACUCUACCAUCAUGAUCACUCGACUCUGCCAAAUAUGCGUCUCUGCGACACAAGAGUAAACAUACCUGAAUGUUCACUGCCCCAUCUCAAAACGUUUGAGUGGCGAGGAUACGAAGAGACACUUGAAAAUAGGAAACUGGCGUCUUACAUCUUAACAAACGCAAGCGGCUUGAAAUGGGCAUUAAUCUCUUCGGAGCUUAUUAUACAUGCGGAUAAGAAGAAAGAAUGGAUUCUCAAGGACCUUAUGCGUACGUAA